Caenorhabditis auriculariae is the source of this 1403-nucleotide messenger RNA. The record is from the annotation of a GenBank genome assembly. NCBI's taxonomy places the organism in Eukaryota, Metazoa, Nematoda, Chromadorea, Rhabditida, Rhabditidae.
AUGAACAGGAUGGUGACAACCAAGUGAGUUUUCUUUGUAUUUUAACAAACAUUCAGAAGAAUAAAAAAACUUUAAAAAAACGAACAAAAAAAUGAGGAAAUUACGGGCGCCUUGAAGUCAGACUCGCUAGACUUUCUAAAAAAAAAGAAUGAUGAAGGCUCUAAAUUUUAAGGCGAUAAACCAGGAAACAAGCAAAUACUCCGUAUUUUGAAUGAAAUAAGAUACAAAUUUCAUUCGAAAAUUUUUUAACGUCACAAAGGGGGCGUGGCGGUGGGAUUGCCGUGCAUUGGCUGCGUAGAAGUAGCGCGCCGCAGGAAAUUUGUAUAUUCAAAAUUUUUUUAGAAACGCUUCAAUUAUUGUUUUUCUUUCUUGUUUCUUUCAAAAAUUAGUGUGUUUGAUAUAAGAAAAUAUAGUUCAGAGUCGUUGAAAAAGUGCUCAUAGACUACUCUUCCAAUCAAUUUUAUGAAAUCACUGCGGAAAGUUCCGAAUCUAAGAACUUUCGUUUUUAUCUUUCUUCCAAGGAAAUUGAAGCCAGUUUUAAGCUCAACUUUUGAAUUUUUUGUUCACAACCGCUUUUUUCCUAAUAUUUUCUUUAAAGCCUUUACGGAACUAUAAAAAAUUCGCGCUUCAGCCCGUUUGGUUUGGCCAAAAUGAGUUUCAAACAGCAGAUGAUGAACAUGUCGGACAGGUCCCACAGAUCGGUCUUCGGUUAGUUUGAAAAAUGUUAAAAAAGUAUGAAAUUUCGAAAUUUCAGUGGGAAAUAUUUCCUACGACGUUCAAGACGAAUCGAUUCGACAGAUUUUUUUGCCAAGGUUUUUUUUAUCCUUAUAUAUUUCAAAUGAAAAUAAUUUUUAGGUUGGACCAGUUCUAUCGCUCAAAAAUGGUAAACGACAGAGAAACUGGCAAGCCGAAAGGGUAUGGAUUCGUGGAAUAUGCUGACGUUCAGACGGCCGAGUUGGCUAUAAGAAAUUUGAAUGGGUGAGCUCUAAAAAAAGGAAAUUAAUAUGAAAACUGGUUUUAGAUUUGAAUUAAAUGGUCGUCCGUUGAGAGUGGACAGUGCGGCCGGAGGCGAAAGGACAGCCGAUGAAAUGAAUACUUUACAGGUUCGAAAAAAUUCCAGAAAUCUUUUUUUUAAUGUUUAAAGGCCUAAAAAUGCUCUUCGUCUCGAGACUUUUUCUGAAAUAUGGCAAUGCUUUUUUUAACAGUUUCAGCAAUGAUUUCAGAACAAAUUUAAUAAAAGAUAAAUUUCAGACAGCUCUAGAACCACAGGAGGAAAAACCCGUAUGGAGCGGAAAUCGAUCCUUCCAAAGCUCCAGAGGUUUCAGAAUUCUCCUAAAUUUCAAAAAAUUCUUAAUACUGUGAUUUUAGGCGAUUUCCCGCUGUGUGGCUUCUCUGCCGCCUGA